GACUUAGUCUGUGCCUCGUGGAAUCUGGAAGUUGGCAGGAGGGAACUGGUUAAGUCAUAAUCCUGACAAAACAGGUACUGGGAAAAUUACUGGAAGAAAUAGAAGGAAUUAGAUCAGCUCCCUUGACUGAAAGAAUGUAACUACUGCUCAGUACACCUGUUUACAAUUUGGGGGUCGAGUCGGGUUGGGUCGUAUCCCAAGCCAAUCCAGGACAUAUUGGUCAGGAUUGCUGUUUUCUAUCACUUUUUGGCAAAAUUGCUUUUUUUUUCCCCCAAAUGUAGACCUUAGUACAUUUACCCCUGCCUUUAUCCCCAAGAGACUGUUGCAACAUGCUCUCCACAAGGCUGUAUCUCAAAACCAUUUGCAAAGUUAGUAGAGAAGUGGAGUAUAAUUAAAACGCUGCUUCUUCUCAUACAAUGUCCAUCACUAUCAUAUCCAAAUGGCUGUGCCUACGAGACUGUACGGUCUUCCGAUUAAUUUAUGAAUGAAAUGUAAAGUAUUAGACUUGACCUAAACAACUCUUAAGUGGUUUGGGACCUGUUUACACAAGAGACCACUCCCUUUGCUAUAUCACAGCAGCUGCAAUCAGUGGUGGUCUUUGAACUAACAAUUCCACUUAAAAGAGAAAGGCCUGGUUGCAAGGGGGAGGAUAUCUGUGUGGAGUCCUAGUCCUGAACACAUUGUCUGUGAGCUCUGUCCUACUGAUUUUGCUGAACUCCAGAGCAAGGUCCCCAAAGAAAGGGGGAAAUGAUGAAGGUUUGGUGUUUUAUCCUCUUGCUGAGUUGGUUCACCCUGCAGCUUGAUGCUAACCCUGGGCUCAAAGUGAGGAUAACACAAAAAGGGCUGGACUUUGGCAAGGAGAUUGGGAUGGAGAUCCUGAAAGAAAGGAUAAAAGAGGAAAGCUUCCCAGAUUGGAACGACUCUGAGAAAUUUGGGCUUAGUGAGAUCAACUACCUUCUUUCAGGGAUAAGAAUUGACACCAUUGAAUUCCGCAAUACUGCUAUAUCCCUUAUCCCUGGGACUGGAAUAAAACUAACCAUUGAAAAUGCUUAUGUAAUCAUCAAGGCCAACUGGAACAUAAGGAGCUGGAUGUUCAAAGGCAGUGGAAGAACUACAGUGGUCAUCUCAGGAUUGUCUAUUACAGCAAUGCUUGUAAUGUCAAUGGAUAGCACAGGUCAUCCAUCAAUAUCACUUGACAGCUGUCAGAUGAUUGCUAGUGGUGUUGAAGUCAAGUUGCAUGGGAAAAACAGCUGGUUCUAUAAUAUGUUUACUAAAUUCCUCAAGAAGUCCAUCCACAGGAUCUUGGAUAGUAAUUCGUGUCCAAACCUCAGGCAGGAGAUUGAAAUAAUUGAUAUGGAGCUCCGAAUACUGCAGAUCCUAAUUCAGAUUGAUGACUUUGCCCAAAUAGACUACUCCCUGGUGAAAUCUCCAGCAGUUUUCCAAUCAUACAUUGACUUGGACUUGCAGGGCACAACCUAUCCAGUUGGAAACUAUCCUGCCCACCCCUAUGUGCCAGUUCCCUUUGCUCUCCAAGACAGCAGUGACUCCAUGCUCUACCUUGCAGUAUCAGAGUAUUCCUUUCAGACCACUGUAUUUGCAUAUUACACAACUGGGGCUUUUAACAUCAUCAUCACGGAUGAGGUUUGCAGUUAUUUUAAUAUAACUACAGAGACAUUUGGCAGUAUCAUUCCUGAGGUUGCCCAGUAUUACGCAGAAUCACAGCCGGUGAUGUUGAACCUAACGGCUACCAAAACACCUGUGAUCAGUUUACAGACAGAUGCCUUUACUAUUGAGAUCCAUGGCUCCAUGGAGGUUCUGGCUGUCCUGCCAGACGCAACCACCCAAUCCCUGUUUACAGUAAACAUAACAACCAAUAGCAGCAUCAAUCUGACUUUAUUUGAUCAGAAGCUAAUCGGCUCAUUAUGUCUGAACAGGUUCCAACUCUCUCUGGCUGAUUCCAAUCUUGGCUUCUUUGAGAUCUCACUUUUGGAGAAUUUCUUCUCUUACAUUUUACACAGUGAAAUAAUCCCAUCAGCCAAUGCUAAACUAACAAAAGGAUUCCCUCUUCCAAACUUGGCCAAUAUUUCCUUGAAGAAACCUUUUAUUAAAGUUGAGCAGGGCUAUCUGUGGAUUUCCGCAGAUGUAAACUAUGAACAGUAAGGAAGGAUAGACCAUUUGGAUGGUCAGGAGCCUCACAACUGAUAUAACUCUGAAGCCUGACCACGGCCCCUUUAUACUGAAAUUGCUUUUACUCUGAUUUGAGAGAGAAGCCCAGAGGAAAUAUGGAAAUGAGUGCUGCAAUAUUCAGAACAUGUAAUGAUUGUAACAAGCAGGGAACCAUGGAAAAGGAUAUUGUGGCAUCUGUGUCUAUGGUUAAGUGGGGGAAGCACUUUUAUCCUGGACUUUGUACCUGCUGAAAAAAUAACUGUUUUAAAAGGUUAAAAUCUCUCUUUAAUUGAAGUCUUAUUAUGUAUUUUAUGGAAGCUUCAGUAUUCUUUACAGAGAGAAAAAUGUAUGCCAACAAGUUACAAAUGCAGCUACUGAGCCACCUUUAAUGGUCUGUUCCCUGUAUAAACUUAUUCUACUUUCAACUGAAUGCAUCGGUUAUAUUUAGGGAUCUGUUCAUUGUGCAGUUUUGCUAUAUUCAUGGAAAUUGUGAAAAAGGCGGUUUCUGCAAUCACUGGCAUUCCCCACAAUUUUGUGUGGAAUUGCUGGGGGGUGGGAAAAACAAACUAAAAAUGAAAUGCUGGUUCCCCAGUGGGAGCCAGAGGCCACUGUGGCCCAGCCUCAACCCACCAGGGAGAGGAGCUGCCAGCAUGAAAGGGGCCAGGCACGAUAGUGGCCGCCUCUUCCAUUGAUUUGGAUAAGAGGGCUGUCUUUUAUGCAGCCCUGCCAGUCUCCACCAAUCAGGGGUGAGGCUGCUUGGGCCCCUCAGCCAAUCAGUGGAGGUGAGGGACUGAACCCCCAAAAGACCGUGAAAAUGGCACCAGAUGUUGUGAGUAGUUUGCAAUUUAUAUAUAUAAAUUUACUUCACCUCUGUGUGCUUUAAGUAGGUCCCUAGUUAUAUUUAAUAUGAAAUGGGAGCUAUCCAAAAGUACUUCAAAGCCUCCUGACUCCAAUGGGGAUUAAAGUCUUCAGGGUUCAAAUUAAAUCUUUUCUCUUGAAAAACUCUUUCACAAUCUCAAUUUCAAGAUAUUUUCAAGCAGAAUGUGUCUUCUUAUUAGUGCUGGAUCUACUUAUUCUAGAUGAUACCAGAUGGUACUCCCUCAUACUGUUUUAAAUUGUUCCUCUGCCCCUGUUGCUGAGACGCUUCAAAUGUUUGUAGACUGUUAUCUUGUCUCCUGUUAGCCAUUGUUUACCCAUCUUAGAGAUGUUUAAGGAUUUCAAUAUUUCCUCAUGUAAAAUAUAUUAAUCCCUGUUGAUCUAACUUA
Messenger RNA from Alligator mississippiensis (American alligator), 3431 nucleotides. Its product is annotated as BPI fold-containing family C protein. The coding region runs from base 748 to 2160 and encodes 470 amino acids. The transcript has 16 exons. The record is from RefSeq and is a predicted model, not a curated record. NCBI's taxonomy places the organism in Eukaryota, Metazoa, Chordata, Crocodylia, Alligatoridae. Gene Ontology annotation, molecular function: lipid binding.